CCUCGGGUGCCCAUGGGGCUCGGGGGGCCGGACCGGUGACGCCGGACGCCCAUGGACGCCCCGGAGGAGCCGCUGCCGCCGGUGGUCUACACCAUGGAGAACAAGCCCAUCGUCACCUGUGCUGGAGAGCAGAAUUUAUUUACCUCUAUUUACCCCACGCUUUCUCAGCAGCUUCCGAGAGAACCGAUGGAAUGGAGGAGGUCCUAUGGUCGGGCCCCCAAGAUGAUCCACCUCGAGUCAAACUUCGUUCAGUUCAAAGAGGAGCUGCUGCCCAAAGAAGGAAACAAAGCUCUGCUCACCUUCCCCUUCCUUCACAUUUACUGGACGGAGUGCUGUGACACGGAAGUGUACAAAGCUACGGUAAAAGACGACCUCACCAAGUGGCAGAAUGUUCUGAAAGCUCACAGCUCUGUGGACUGGUUAAUAGUAGUAGUUGAAAAUGAUGCCAAGAAAAAAAACAAAACCAACAUCCUUCCUCGAACUUCCAUUGUGGACAAAAUAAGAAAUGACUUUUGUAACAAGCAGAGCGACAGGUGUGUCGUGCUGUCCGACCCUUUGAAGGACUCUUCCCGAACUCAGGAAUCCUGGAAUGCCUUCCUGACCAAACUCAGGACGUUGCUUCUUAUGUCUUUUACCAAAAACCUAGGCAAGUUUGAGGACGACAUGCGCACCUUGAGGGAGAAGAGGACAGAGCCGGGCUGGAGCUUCUGUGACUACUUCAUGGUCCAGGAGGAGCUUGCCUUCGUCUUUGAGAUGCUGCAGCAAUUCGAAGAUGCCCUGGUGCAGUAUGAUGAGCUGGACGCCCUGUUCUCGCAGUACGUCGUCAACUUUGGGGCUGGGGAUGGUGCCAACUGGCUGACUUUUUUCUGCCAGCCGGUGAAGAGCUGGAAUGGUCUGGUGCUCCGCAAGCCUAUAGACAUGGAGAAGCGGGAGCUGAUCCAGAGGCGGGAGGCCACCCUGCUGGACCUGCGCAGCUACCUGUUUUCGCGCCAGUGCACCCUGCUCCUGUUCUUGCAGCGGCCAUGGGAGGUGGCGCAACGCGCCCUGGAACUGCUACACAGCUGCGUGCAGGAGCUGCGGCUCCUGGAGGUCGUGGUCCCGCCAGGCGCACUGGACUGCUGGGUGUUUCUGAGCUGUCUGGAGGUGCUGCAAAGGAUAGAAGGUUGCUGCGACCGGGCACAGAUAGACUCCAACAUCGCUCACACAGUGGGGCUGUGGAGCUAUGCCACAGAAAAGCUAAGGUCUUUGGGCUACCUGUGUGGACUUGUGUCAGAAAAAGGACCUAACUCUGAAGACUUGAACAGGACAGUUGACCUUUUGGCAGGCCUGGGAGCUGAACGGCCUGAAACAGCCAACGCAGCUCAGAGUCCUUACAAGAAACUCAAGGAGGCGCUGUCAUCAGUGGAAGCUUUCGAGAAGCACUACUUAGACUUGUCCCAUGCUGCCAUAGAAAUGUACACAAGUAUUGGAAGGAUCCGGUCUGCCAGGUUCAUUGGGAAAGAUCUGGCAGAAUUUUACAUGAGGAAAAGGUCUCCGCAGAAGGCUGAGAGCUACCUUCAGGGAGCUCUAAAAAACUACCUGGCCGAGGGCUGGGCCCUGCCUGUCACGCAUACCCGGAAGCAGCUUGCCGAAUGCCAGAAGCACCUUGGGCAGGUUGAGAACUACCUGCAGACCAGCAGCCUCCUGGCCAGCGACCACCACCUAAGCGAGGAGGAGCGGAAGUACUUCUGCCAGGAGAUCCUCAGCUUUGCUGGGUGGCCUGCAGAGAGCCCGGGUCACAAGGUGGUGCUGCCCAUGCACUCCUUCGCACAGCUGCGGGACCUGCACUUCGACCCUCCCCACGCCGUGGUCCACGCGGGUGGCACCCUGUGCCUGGAGAUGACCGUGUGCAGCCACAUGCCGGUCCCUGUGUGUGUAGACCAGAUCGCUGUCAAUGUCCACUUCAGCGUUGAGAAGAACAGCUACCGGAAGACCGCUGAGUGGCUGACGAAGCACAAGACGCCCAAUGGGAUCAUCCACUUCCCUGCCGAGGUCUCCCCUCUCCCCGCUUCCCAGAACAGCUUGCCUGCGCUGGAGCUGUCAGAGAUGUUCGAGCGCAGCCCUUCCGACAACUCCUUGAACACCACGGGCAUUAUCUGCAGAAACGUCCACAUGCUGCUGCGGAGGCAGGAGAGCGGCUCUUCUCUAGAGGCGCCCUCGGGGGUCACCCUGGAGGAUGGGGCGCACGUGCUGAGGUGCAGCAGCGUGACCCUGGAGCCUGGGGCCAACAGGAUAGCAUUCAGGACUCAGGCCAAGGAGCCGGGAACGUACACACUGCGGCAGCUGUGCGCCUCAGUGGGUCCCGUGUGGUUCGUGCUUCCACACAUCUACCCCAUCGUGCAGUAUGACGUGUAUUCUCAGGAGCCCCAGCUGCAUGUGGAGCCACUGGCUGAUAGCCUUUUGGCUGGUAUUCCUCAGAAGGUCAAGUUCACUGUCACCACCGGCCACUACACAGUGAAGAAUGGGGACAGCCUGCAGCUGAGCAACGUGGAGGCCAUGCUGGUCCUGUGUCAGGGGGAGAAUAGAGCCGUGAUCUACUCUAACUCGAGAGAAGAGUCCUCCACCUCGGUGCUCCGGAUCCAGUCUUCUGACAAGGUCACAAGCAUAGGGCUGCCUGCCACACCUGCAUACCAUGUGAUCGAAUUUGAGCUGGAGGUUCUGUCCCUGCCAUCAGCUCCAGCAUCUAGCAGGGAGACUGACACGCGGGGGACUCCGGAGCCCCCCAGGAAGCAAAAGGACAGACAGAGGGGGAGCCCCUGCAUGGUCACCGCUGACCACAAGGUGUCAAUCGAUUGCCCGUGGUCAAUCUACUCCACGGUCAUUGCGCUGACGUUCAAUGUGCCCUUCAGGACCACGCACUCCCUGCUUUCUGCUAGAACCAGGAAGUAUGUUCAAGUUUGUGUCCAGAACUUGUCAGAGCUUGACUUCCAGCUGACAGAGAGUAACCUUGUAGAUACCAGAGGCACCGCUGACCUGCAGUUGACCCCACUGAAUGCGCCAUCCCCACAGCACAUCCACAGCAAACAGUUGGUGUUUUUCAUCUGGGAAUUGAAGUGGAUGCAGGAGCCACCCCCUGCCCUGCACUGCCAGUUCUCCAUGGGCUUCUCCCCGGCCUCCGAAGAGCGGCUGUCCAUCUCCCUGAAGCCCUACACAUACGAAUUCCAAGUGGAGAGCUUCUUUACCCUGUACAACGUGAAGGCAGAGGUCCUGCCGCCCGCGGGCAUGGAAUACUGUAGGACUGGCGUGCUGUGCUCCUUGGAAGUAUCCAUCACUCGGCUCACUGACCUCCUGGAGGUGGACAAGGAUGAGGCGCUGACAGGGUCUGACGAGUACUUCUGCACGAAGCUGAUGUAUGAAGUGGUCGACAACAGCAGCAACUGGGCAGUGUGUGGGAAGAGCUGCGGUGUUAUCUCCAUGCCCGUGGCUGCCCAGGCCACUCACAGAGUGCACAUGGAGGUGAUGCCCCUCUUCGCGGGCUACCUCCCUCUGCCUGACGUCCGGCUGUUUAAGUACCUCCCGCACCAUUCUGCACACUCCUCCCAGCUGGAUGCUGACAGCUGGAUCGAAAAUGACAGCCUGUCGGUGGACAAGCACCCAGAUGACCACCUGGACUGCAGCAGCGUGAGGAGUAGAGGCAGCGUGCACUCGGCCACCAGCAGUGAGCACAAGGGCCUGCCCAUGCCCCGGCUGCAGGCGCUCCCCACUGGCCAGGUCUUCAACUCCAGCAUGGGCAUGCAGGUGCUGGUCAUCCCCAGCCAAGACGACCAUGUCCUGGAAGUCAGCGUGACAUGACGGCAGCCUGCGGUCGCCUGGCCCCACAGACUGCUGUGAUUGCACUUUAGGGACUGUGACUGGAUUGUUCUUCUUGUAACAUGCUAGCUCUAACCAGACUUGGCAGCCCUGCUUGGCCACAGAGGUACCAAGGAAUGCACUGUGCAGCCGGCCGGCAGAGGUAGAGCGUCACCUCAUCUUGUCUGCAGUGUGGACCCAUUUUCUUUUCUUACCGUCCGUCUCUGUGCUUGUGUCUCACCGUGUCUUCUCAGCCCUGCUCCUUCACUCACGCUCACUGCUGUAGAACUGUUACUCUGGGCUGCCUGCACAGCGCAUCUGCUGGCUCCACAUGGAAGCCUGUGUCUUCUGUGCUGGCGCUCAGCAGGCCUCGCUGGCUUUCUGUGGUGCCUGUGUCUGCUCUGGUCAGAUGGCUGCCCAGCUUCUGGGCUGAUGGAGUGGACUUGGGGGUCUUCUGAUUUCCCAGCCCUGCUCUCCCCAGUAACGCCUUUUAGGGCCAGCGGGUGGGGUGUGGGUGGGUCGGGAGGGAGCAUAACCCUCUGUGCCUUGGGGUGCCGGAGUCAGCUGACUGGGAGAGCCACAGGCGGGAGCCGUGCUCAAGGUAGAGAAGGACCAGGCCAGGAAGACAGGAGCAGUGCAGUGUUGAGAUAGCGUAGGUGUAAACGUUUCUGGUCCCUGUGUUCCCCAGUGUCGAUUAUCAUAUGCACUUGGAAUUAAAUAUAUAUUUAUUUUAAUUGUCAUUAUAUAUGUGAGUUAAGAUGCUGUUUGCUUUUCUGUCAUCUUUAAAGUCUGUUCACGUAAGUGUAGCUGUGUAAUCAACAUCUUGUGCACCUUAAGUCCUGGCUGAUGCUCUGCGUGAGGUGAGGAGUAGGGUCCUCGCGGUGUUCUGGGCUGGCCGUGGGGAGGCCUUGGCCUGGAGUAACCUCUGCUGGUCCACUUACCCUACCAACAGGCUGAUUUACUUUCGGUUGUAAAUUUAAUUGUACAUAUGGUUGAUUUAUUAUUUUUAAAAGUACAGACUAACUGAUGUAAUGUUUAUGUAUAAGUUGCACCAAAAAUCAAGGACAAAAUAAACGUGUUUUUAUUGGUGUGAAGUCGCAGCUUGUAAAUAAGUGUUGUAUGUAGUGACCCUUUUCCAGCUCUCCAAAGCAAUGUAUUUUUGUACAUAGGAGUAGAGUUCUCUGAAUUCCCCGGCACAGUGUGCUUGGAACAGAACCUGACCAGAUGAAUGCGAGCAGGUGCAGUAGGUCCAGCAGGGGCGGGGCUGGGGAAUAACCCAGGUGUGGAGCCAGGUGACCUAGUAGUCCUGUCAGUAUUCUGUGUUGGCCUUUGCCUCAUUUUAUAAAUAAAGGUGGUGUGAUUUGC
Messenger RNA from Chinchilla lanigera (long-tailed chinchilla), 5193 nucleotides. It is a transcript of the gene Trappc10, whose product is annotated as trafficking protein particle complex 10. Lineage: Eukaryota; Metazoa; Chordata; Mammalia; Rodentia; Chinchillidae. The record is from RefSeq and is a predicted model, not a curated record. Gene Ontology annotation, biological process: early endosome to Golgi transport; intra-Golgi vesicle-mediated transport. Gene Ontology annotation, cellular component: TRAPPII protein complex.